Messenger RNA from Dreissena polymorpha, 780 nucleotides. RefSeq names its product sushi, von Willebrand factor type A, EGF and pentraxin domain-containing protein 1-like. The coding region runs from base 1 to 363 and encodes 120 amino acids. Lineage: Eukaryota; Metazoa; Mollusca; Bivalvia; Myida; Dreissenidae. The transcript has 7 exons. The record is from RefSeq and is a predicted model, not a curated record.
AUGGUAGAAGAACUCUCAUGCAGUUGUUGUCCACGCAGUGGCUAUUGUUUGGACAGCUGCAGUGCUUGUCCACCAGGAGCAGAACAACCAGAAAGUAGAGAGAUUGAAUGUACCCUCUGUAAACCAGGACAUUUUACCCCCAAAGAUGCUACAAUAGAAUUCCCAUCAUGUGAGAAAGGACAAUUUCAAGACGAGCGGGGACAAACAGAGUGUAAAAAUUGUUCGCUUGGAACAUUUUGCAGCACUGAUGGGUGUGUGACGUGCGAGGAUUGCCAAGCAGGGACGUUCCAGAACCUGACUGGACAGGAAACAUGUCUACCAUGUCCUUUUGGAGAGCAUUUGUAUUCCUCUGGAAGAAAUUGAUACCUCUUCUCGUCGGAUGUGUGGUGGCUGACCUCUUCCUUAUUUGUUAUUGACCACUCAAAUAUGUGCACGGUCCUACAAAUAUAGGCCAACAAUUUACGUGAACUAUAAGUUUACAACUUUCACAUCAUGAUGUCAUGUGACGCUAAACAUCUUUAAUGUCAGCAUGUUAAACAAUAAUUUAAAAAUAAAAGUAAAUAUGCGUUGCAUACCUCUAUAUAUAACAGUACCUGCAUGUCAUAAACUCGCCAGUUUCGACAACUUUCCCUUUGAUCCUUGUCAAAAGUCGGUCCAGAAAAUUGAAGCAUACGCGCGGCGUCCAUUGCUGAAAAUCCAAAAAGUACCCAAGCAAACAAGAGGAACCGUCAACCACGAAUGACGAAAUAAGAAAAGUUUGUGUGCUUGUAUUAGCGGAGU